AUGAAGAGAAAGGUUAUGGCACUCGAAGAAGAUAGCUCGGAUAAUCACGGAGUUGCGUGGCGGAGAGGGCCGUUGCUUGGCAAAGGAGUGUUUGCGUCUGUUUAUCUCGCUUUUUUGACGAAACCCAAAUCAAGAAGAGCGUUUUAUCCACCACUUAUGGCUGUUAAAUCAGCGGAGGUCUCUUCCUCAAGUUCGCUUCAGAAGGAGAAACAGGUUUUCAACCAUCUUCCUGACUGUCCCUACAUUCUUGAGUGUUAUGGUGAAGAAACUACUAUGAGUAAGGAUGGAAAGAUGCUUUACAAUCUGUUGUCGGAGUACGCUUCUGGAGGAACCCUAGCUGAUCUUAUAAAGAGGUCGGAUGGCUGUGGGCUGCCUGAAUCGGAUGUGAAGAGAUACACAAGGUCUAUUCUUAAAGGUAUUGAUUAUAUCCACAGUCAUGAUUAUGUUCAUUGUGACUUGAAGCCGGACAAUGUGCUGCUCGUGCCUAGUGGGGAUGGUGACCUUGUGCCCAAGAUUGGGGAUUUUGGAUUGGCCAAGAAAGUUCCGAAGACGAAGAAGAGGAAGUUUGAUUGUUCUAUUGCAGGGACUGCUAUGUAUAUGGCACCAGAGACUCUCGUUGAUAAUAUUCAGGAAUUUCCCUCUGAUAUUUGGGCUCUUGGAUGCAUGGUUUUUGAGAUGUUUACUGGGAAAUCACUUUGGGGUUCGAACCCUGAUGAAACAACUGAAGAAGCUUGCCAAAGGAUUGCUGAUAGAUAUGAAAUGCCAAAAAUUCCUUCUUGGAUUUCAAAGGAUGGCAAGGAUUUCUUGAAAGGAUGUCUAGUGAAGAAUCAUCAGUUCAGAUUCACCAUUGAGAUGCUAUUAAUUCAUCCUUUUGUAUCUGGAAUAGAUGACACAUAAAUCAGUGAAUGUGGGGAGAUUGUGGAUUAAGGGUGCGUGGACUCAUCCCUGUUCUGAAGAUGCUAAUUCUGCUAGCUAUGAAGUUUUCAUCCCUGCUCACUUGCAGGUUUCUUAUUUGAAACCUAAAAAAGUGCUGCAGGUCUGGCCUGGAGGAGGUCCAUCUUUAGUGAUGUCUGAUCUUAUCCAAAAUGUGCCAUUUGGUUUCAAGAACAUAUAAGUGGAAUUAGCAUUCUUUUGGAAAAGCUGAUAUGAUCUUCUCCUGUUUAUUGAAUGCUGUUGUGUAUUAUUUC
Messenger RNA from Hevea brasiliensis (rubber tree), 1187 nucleotides. Its product is annotated as mitogen-activated protein kinase kinase kinase 20-like. The transcript has a single exon. Gene Ontology annotation, molecular function: protein kinase activity; ATP binding. NCBI's taxonomy places the organism in Eukaryota, Viridiplantae, Streptophyta, Magnoliopsida, Malpighiales, Euphorbiaceae. The coding region runs from base 1 to 897 and encodes 298 amino acids. Gene Ontology annotation, biological process: protein phosphorylation. The record is from RefSeq and is a predicted model, not a curated record.